This is a messenger RNA of Myotis daubentonii (Daubenton's bat), 5105 nucleotides long. RefSeq names its product cardiotrophin like cytokine factor 1 (gene CLCF1). Gene Ontology annotation, molecular function: cytokine activity. The record is from RefSeq and is a predicted model, not a curated record. Lineage: Eukaryota; Metazoa; Chordata; Mammalia; Chiroptera; Vespertilionidae. Gene Ontology annotation, cellular component: extracellular region; CNTFR-CLCF1 complex; CRLF-CLCF1 complex. Gene Ontology annotation, biological process: positive regulation of B cell proliferation; positive regulation of tyrosine phosphorylation of STAT protein; cell surface receptor signaling pathway via JAK-STAT.
CAGCAGGAAACGUGAGCUGCACUCAUUAGCUCCUCACGUGCUCAGCCGGAUUUAUAAACACAGGGGAAGACGGGAUGUAAACAAUCAGUGGGCAGCAGCCAGAGCCAGAGCUGGGGCGGGAGCUGGUCGGGUGCCAGGACUGGGAGAUGGGGCCCAGGACACAGUCCUUAGUGGCCAGGUCCACCUGCACACCAUGAACUUGGAGAGGAGGAUCAAUGAGGGCUCCAGGAUGCCCACUGCACUCUCCCUCCUAGGGACACAGGCAAGCUGCAAGCUACUUACAACUAAACCACAGGUUGUCUCUGCCCCAGAUGCUUUUGCUGCCUGAGAUAUGGGAACAUUUUGCCCGGAGUGGAAGCUGUCAUGACAGAGGGUAGAACCCUGUCCUGUCCCCUUUCUCCUUUCCUAGCCCUUUUUCCCUCUGGGUUUCUGAGUCUCCUUCCCUCUUUCUGCUUCUCUCUAUGGGUCAGUCAGUUGGAUCCUUCUGCUCUCUCCCUUGCACCCCCCACCCACCCACACUGCAGUGACAGUUACCUCAGAACUGAAAUAUUCCUGGAAACACCGGCCUUGUCUGGUUAAUUUCAUGAGCCGUUUUUCUGCCCAGAUGACUUAGCUCUUGUUUAUCCAAAGGCUUCUCCCCCUCUCCCCCUACUGUCCCUGUGUAGGGAGCCAGUGCUCCCCAGGGAUGUCCCACAGGGCCCAGAAGAGGAGGGGGGAAACAAGUCCCAUAGCUGCGUUCCUGACUGCUCCCCCCAAAUGGGAUAAGCAGAGCCCUGCCCCAGAACUCUUGUCUAGCAGGGCUGCCCAAAGCAGGGUGGCAUAAAGAGGCAAGCCCAGCUGCCAAUUCCUGCUUCAGCCAGGACCCUCAGCAUUGCCACUGACUGCCAGCCAGGCCAGACUCAAUCUUGAAAGCUACCUCAAGGCUGGAAGGGCCACUGCCCACCUCAGCAGGUCUCUACCUCCAAAACUAACCCCACCUUGUACCAGCAGGAUCUUGGGAGUGACUCAGUCAGACAGCCAGGCUAAGAGUAGCCCAAGGCUUCAUGCAGAGGAGAAGGGCCUGGAGUUGUCUUGGGAUGUGAAGAACAGGGACUAGAAAGGACCUCAGAGUCAGCAAGAGCUCAGAUAGAAAGAAAGAGUAAGGGAAGGAACAUUCAGGAGGGAGUGCACAGGCUGGAGCUGGGGGCAGAGCAAAAAGGGAGCCUGUCUCUUCAGGAAGCAGUUAUGUGCCUGACCCUCCUCUCUGUCCUAAAACACAUGCCUGUGAGUGUGUGCGCGCGCACACACACCCCAAGAGCCCUUCACCAAAAGGGCAGGUUCCUGAGACCAGCAGGACCCUCCCUCCCACGCUCCAUCAGUACAGCCUCAGUCACACAUCUGAAAGUCAAGACUGACCAGUUGGCAUGGCUCAGUGAUGGUCGACCUCUGAACCAGGAAGUCAUGAUUCAAUUCCCAGUUUGGGCGCGUGCCGGGGUUGCAGGCUUGAUCCCCACUGUGGGGCAUGCAGGUGGCAGCCGAUGGAUGAUUCUUCCUCAUUUCUCUCUCAACCCUUUCUCUCUGAAAUCAGUGUAUAUAAGGACUGACCAGUUGGGGACACUGCAGGAGUCCCACCUGAUCCUUACACUCUGUAAGAGACAUUCUAUACAAUUUGAAUCCUAAACCCUUCCAAGUUUUACCCUCUCUAAAGCCCUGACCCAGUAUUAUGACUACCUGUAAACUUAACCUAGUCUUAACUCAAACCUCUCCUAACUCUAAGUACAGUCAAAUUGUUAAACCCAUAUCCAACUUACUUUUAUCAAAACAACACAAAUCAUUGCAGAAAAUGUGAAAGUAUAGAAUAUAAAUUAGAAGGAAAAACUACUCAUGGUCUCACAUCUAUCCAAGCUCAAAAUCCACUAGCAAUAUUCUUAGUGACAUGCCAUGCAUCACCCUAUCUGAAAAUCUGAAUCAACACAUUCACAAACCGUAGUCCCAGCCAACCCUCUGCCUGCCCAAACCUAACCACAUCCCCCAGCUGGACUCAAACCUCAACCACACUCACUCAGCCAAAUCCCAAUAAAUUAACCUGAAACUUUCAAAGCAACCCAGUCCGUAAAGCUAACCUAGCCCAAUGCCAAUUAUAGCCUUACCUUAUCCUAACCUUAAUUGCUUUACCCAGUCCCAAUGCCCACUGAAUCCUGGCCAAGUGUUCUUGAUCUUGAACCUCACCUAAAAGCUGGGAAAAUCAUGUUUCCCAACCACCUAUGUCUGUUCUCACAGCACUGACCCCUGGCCUCUGGCAUCCACAGAUGUCCAGACUCUCCAGCGCCAUCAGCUGACAGACACAAUUCAUUGAAUACAUCAUUCUCUCUCUUCCUCUCCCUUUCUUCCACCCUCCCUGCCCCCCUCCACUGAUUGAAAGCUGAUUGAAAGCCUCAUGCAGCUUAACCUUUUCCCCAUCUAAAACCCUAUAUAACAGUGGUUCUCAACCUGCCUAAUGCCGUGACCCUUUAAUACAGUUCCUCAUGUUGUGGUGACCCCCAACCAUAAAAUUAUUUUCAUUGUUAAUUCAUAACUGUAAUUUUGCUACUGUUAUGAAUCAAUGUAAAUAUCUGAUAUGCAGGAUGUAUUUUCAUCGUUACAAAUUGAACAUAAUUAAAGCAUGCUGAUUAAUCAAAAAAACAAUAUGUAAUUAUAUAUGUGUUUUCUGAUGGUCUUAGGCGACCCCUGUGAAAGGGUCAUUCGACCCCCAAAGAGGUCGCGACCCACAGGUUGAGAACCGCUGUUAUAUAAGAAUGGAGCACGCUUCCCUGAGGGUGAACGUUAACUCUCUGUUAACCCCAUCCUGCAUUUCCACACCAAGGAUCAUAUCCUAGAAUGUCCCUACCACUGACCGCAUGAGCCAGCCCUGUGUCCUGCCUGACCCUGGUGGUCUGACCCUAUACCUUGCCUCCUAUAGCUUGACUGUGACUUGUUAAUUCGGGGGUGGGGUGGGGGGACAGAGGAGGGAGGAGACAGCCUUUCUCCUCCACCUCUCCCAGGGCUGACUGCUCUCAGCUGGCAGCUCUGACAUGUGCUGUUUCCCACCCCAACCCCUUGGCUCCCCGCGAGCUGCAGUGGAACUAGAGGCUGGGAGAGGAGGCUGAGGUACACCUGGAACUUGGGAACACUGAUUCGUGUCCCUAGGCCUGGCCCUCCUUGUACACAUACCUACAUGGUGGCACAUACAGUGACUGUUAGCUGACCCACAAACAUACUCUCCAGUAUCUACUGGUAUAAUGUAUAACAUACAUGCCUACACACACACACACACACACACACACACACACACACAAACGAGCAAACGCUCUCUGGGGCCAGGAAUGCUCCCCUCCUCCAUCCCCCCCUGCCUCCCAUCUGGCGUUCCACUCCUCCCUCCCAGCCCAAGGUGGGGACAGACACCUGAGGGGCUGCCAGCUGCUAUCUCUACCAGGCCAGGCCCACCCUCAUGCUUCUUGUCCACAGGGGACUCGUGGGGGAUGCUAGCUUGCCUGUGCACCGUGCUCUGGCACCUCCCUGCAGUGCCAGCCCUCAAUCGCACAGGGGACCCAGGGCCUGGUCCCUCCAUCCAGAAAACCUAUGACCUCACCCGCUACCUGGAGCACCAACUCCGCAGCUUGGCUGGGACCUAUCUGAACUACCUGGGCCCCCCUUUCAACGAGCCUGACUUCAACCCACCUCGGCUGGGGGCAGAGACUCUACCCAGGGCCACUGUCAACUUGGAAGUUUGGCGAAGCCUAAAUGACAAACUGCGGCUGACCCAGAACUACGAGGCCUAUAGCCACCUUCUGUGCCACUUGCGUGGCCUCAACCGCCAGGCUGCUGCAGCUGAGCUGCGCCGAAGCCUGGCCCACUUCUGUACCAGCCUCCAGGGCCUGCUGGGCAGCAUUGCGGGUGUCAUGGCAGCUCUGGGCUACCCGCUGCCCCAGCCUCUGCCCGGGACUGAGCCCACCUGGGCCCCUGGCCCUGCCCACAGUGAUUUCCUCCAAAAGAUGGAUGACUUCUGGCUGUUGAAGGAGCUGCAGACCUGGCUUUGGCGCUCAGCUAAGGACUUCAACCGGCUCAAGAAGAAGAUGCAACCUCCAGCAGCUGCUGUCACCCUGCACCUGGGGACCCAUGGCUUCUAAUCUUUGACCUUUACCACCUCCUCUUUCCCCUCCCCUUUCCAACCCUGCUCCCACUCUGGGAGGGAGAAACCUGUGUGCCAACACUUGUUGAGCCAGGAGACAGAAGCUGUGAGCCUCUGGCCCUUCCCAGACUUGGAAGAGGGCAUGAUGCAAUAAGACCCAUCCCCUCCCUACUUCCCAAAGUGCUGCAGGUCUGGAGAAGAGGUGCAAUAGGCCCCCUCCCAUUUCUACAGGAAGUAAUGCUCAAGGGAGCCCGAAGUGGUUCGGGUUGGUGUAAAGCUCUCACAGCCUCCUGCUUCCUGCCAACCACUUGCCAGUGCCCAACCAGCCCCUUAAGCGGCACUUGCAGGAAGCAUGCCUGUAGGGCAGGGAGGGGGCCACCGCAGCAUGUGCCUUUCUGGGGUGAAGCCCUUUGCUGCCUCACUCUCCUUAGAUGGGUGUUGCUCCCCUACCCCAAUUAACUCCAUACAUUCAAUUCAGGAAACAAGCACAGUGGCAAGUCCAAACAGGAAGAGAUGUUAUUAAAAAUGGAAGAGGUGAGGUCUGCGUUGGAGGUAAUACUGAAAGCAGAGGGGCAGGCACAGACUGGACCCUGGGGUCACCAAGGCACUUGUGGCACAGGGUGGCAACCAAAGGACCUUGUCUUGAAUUUUCUUGCCAGCAUCAUGGUGCCUCCUCUCUGCCCCCUUUUCCAGGGUAUCUGUGGGUUGCCCAGCCUGGGGAGGGCAACCAUAGCCACAGCCACAGGAUUUCCUGAAAGUUUACAUUGCAGUAGCAUUUCGGGGUGUAUGGGGCAGCUCCCCCAGGCCCUGCACCCCAGCCCCAACCACUCAUGACUCUGUUUGUUGUAUUAAUAUUUAUUUAUUUGGAGAUGUUAUUUAUUAGAUUAUAUUUAUUGCAAAUUUUCUAUUCUUGUAUUAACAAAUAAAAUGCUUGCCCCAGAAGCAUCUCUGCUUGGCA